Messenger RNA from Salvelinus namaycush (lake trout), 2061 nucleotides. Its product is annotated as serine/arginine-rich splicing factor 5-like. The coding region runs from base 93 to 1133 and encodes 346 amino acids. Gene Ontology annotation, molecular function: mRNA binding. NCBI's taxonomy places the organism in Eukaryota, Metazoa, Chordata, Actinopteri, Salmoniformes, Salmonidae. The record is from RefSeq and is a predicted model, not a curated record. The transcript has 8 exons. Gene Ontology annotation, cellular component: cytoplasm; nucleus; ribonucleoprotein complex.
CCCUCGUUCUCUCACUCGGAGUCGCCAUUUUGACACACAUAAGCUAAGCAAGCACACUACCAGAAGUAACGAAGACAACGGAAAGGAUAACUAUGAGUGGAUGUCGAGUUUUUAUCGGUCGUUUGAGCCCUCAUGCUCGUGAGAGGGACGUAGAGAAAUUCUUCAAAGGUUAUGGAAGGAUCCGAGAAGUAAAUUUGAAGAACGGAUUCGGCUUUGUGGAGUUUGACGACCACAGAGACGCUGAUGAUGCAGUUUACGAGCUGAAUGGCAAGGAACUCUGUAGUGAAAGGGUGACUAUAGAGCAUGCCCGCUCCAGAAGAGGCAGGGGUGGUGGACCCGGGAUGGGCGGCGGCGGAGGAGGAGGAGGACGUUUCUCACCUCGUUUCAGCAGCUACCGCCAGGGGUCUGGUGAUCGCCGCGGUGGUGGAGGUGGUGGCGGCGGCUCCAGUAGGUAUGGUCCUCCGGUGCGCACUGAACACAGAAUCAUCGUUGAGAACCUGUCGUCACGCAUCAGUUGGCAGGACCUGAAAGAUCUCAUGAGGAAAGUUGGAGAGGUCACCUUUGUGGAUGCCCACCGAACCAACAAGAAUGAAGGGGUGGUGGAGUUUGCAUCACACAGUGAUAUGAAGAACGCCCUUGAUAAGCUGGACGGAACAGACUUGAAUGGACGGAAGCUGAAGCUGUCUGAGGAUCGCAAGAGCCGCCGCAGCAGGAGUCGUUCCCGUGGCUCUCGCAGCUACUCCCGGUCACGUAGCCGUUCCCGGUCCCCCCGGUCCAAGUCCCCCAGCCGUAGCAGGAGCCGUAACCGCUCCAGGAGCCCCCGCUCCCGGUCCCCACGCUCCGCCAGCCGUACUCCGGAGAAGAAGCCUGCCUCAGGAGGAGGGGGCAGGGCUGCACAUCGCUCCACUUCACGUUCCCGUUCCAAAUCCCGUACCCCUCCCGCACGCUCUCAUUCCCAUACACCUCCCCCACGCUCUCAUUCCCGUACACCUCCCCCACGUUCCCGCUCCCCUGCCCCACGUUCCCGCUCCCCUGCCCCCCGUUCCCGUACCCCUCCCCCACGCUCCCGUUCUCCUGCCCCGGCCCGGAAGCCGUCCCGGUCUCGGUCCCCCUCGGUGGAGAGCCAGCACUGAGCUGCUCUGAGUGAGCUAUUUAGGGAUAGUCCAGUGGAGGGAGUAGAGACUCAUUGGAAUGGCUGUUUAGGAUUAGUCCAGUGGAGGGAGUAGAGACUCAUUGGAAUGGCUGGAAUGGACCACUGAUAAGAUUCUGUUUAUUCCAUACCAAUGAGUCUGUCCUCCUGAUUUAAGUGACCAUCAGUCUCCACUGGUGUAGUGCUAUGUAUGGACUGAAGGGAAUGUCAUGCUGGAACCGUGGCACCUGGCGUUGUGCCAGCCUGCCUGCCUGCUAGUGGGGUUGUAAUGAAGAGGAGCCUUGCCUUGGGUGUAAUGCCCUCUCUCCCACAAUCUAAUUUUAAAAUCUGAGCUUUAGUCCUGGUUGGUUCAGUUCCUCUAGGCCCUGGACUGGUUAUUUUAUGAUUAUAGGUUGGAUCCUGCGUCCCCCAAUUCAACUUCUAAUUUAGUCUUUAUUGCUAUCUGAAUAAUUAGAGUUUCCUUUUGAAAACCAAACUUUUUUUUCUUUUCUUUUAGUUAAUGAAAUGUACAGUGUGAUUUGAGAGCUUUUGAUUGGGUCGCAGUCCUGUUGAAUAUCUGUAUGGUUGUCCCUGCAGGUUUGUAAGUCUCAUUGUGAUUGGUUAAGUUGUAUGAAAUGUACCUUCUAUUUUUUUGUUGAAGUUAACUUUGUCUAAUCAAUACAAUGUUUUUUUUCUCCAUUGUUUUUGUGCUUAUGUGUGUUCCGAUCCACUCCUCUUAACAGUUAAGUUAAACUGCACCCAAAAUGAUUUGAAUGGGUGUUGUCAAGUAAUUUAAUCUACUAUUGUGUUUUGUUGCGUUUUAACAUUGACUGAUGAUGCUGAGAAAUACUGAAUAAGCAUUUCACAAAUUAAGUGAAUGUAAUUUUUUUUUAAAUAAACAUAAGACUACAAUUGCAUAGUCUAAACCACCA